UUGUAAGCGACAAAGACAGUUUUUCCCAUUGCUAAAUAGAACAUUCCAAGAUACGUUUGUUCGUCUUUCCGAAAGCUUCGACACAACAACGAUUGGUUUGCUGGUCUCUGCCGCUAUUGAAAUAGUACCUGGUGACCUAUGAACUUGUAGUUUGGGAUAAGGAAUCUAGGUAGAGCUAGUGUUCAGUUGUCUGGGUCGGGUCUUCUUGCUGUGUGAGCAUGGUUUAAUGCAGUAUCUUUACCGGAUUUCUCCUGAUUUACUUGGGAUAUCUAUUGGACUACUUUUGAAGCAGAGUGAUAACCCGCCAAGAUGGGGAAACAUAAUAGUAAAUUAAAGCCAGAGAUGGUCGAAGAUCUAAGAAAUGAGACAGAAUUCUCUGAAAUUGAAUUACAAGAAUGGUAUCGAGGAUUUCUAAAGGAUUGCCCCAGUGGACAUUUAUCCGUAGAGGAAUUCAAGAAAAUUUAUGGAAACUUUUUCCCGUAUGGUGAUGCUUCGAAAUUUGCCGAGCAUGUGUUUCGCACGUUUGAUGCGAAUGGGGACGGUUCAAUAGACUUCCGCGAGUUUAUAUGUGCACUAAGCGUGACCUCGCGAGGGAAACUUGAACAGAAACUGAAAUGGGCCUUUAGUAUGUAUGAUUUAGACGGAAAUGGAUAUAUCUCUAAGAAUGAAAUGUUAGAAAUAGUUACAGCUAUAUACAAAAUGGUGGGCACGGUAAUGAAGAUGCCAGAGGAUGAAUCCACACCAGAAAAACGAACCGAUAAAAUCUUCCGUCAGAUGGAUAAAAAUUGCGACGGCAAGUUAUCAUUGGACGAGUUUAUCGAAGGGGCCAAAAGUGAUCCAUCUAUCGUACGCCUACUACAGUGUGACCCUGCACCACAAGAGUGACGUGGUACACACAGUCCUGGAGUGGAACUUUUUUAACAGUUGCAACUAGAAUUCCUAGCCAAGUGGAGAGCACCUCUUUAGUGUUUAUAAUGUCAUUUCUGUCGUGGAGCGUCAACUCCAUGCAGGUUUUGUGUUCUCUCUGGCAUGUCUUGGAUUUAUUCGGUGUUUGGACGGAUGGACAGACGGCCUCGAGUAAGUGCUCAUUACAUUGUAAACAUGACAUCAUUCCACCCAUAUUGUUGGACAGCCGGCGCUGCCCAUCACUCAGGAAUUCUAGAUGUGACGUGCAACGUUGACAGAGCUCGCUGGCACUCGUGAGUCUUGACUUUGUGUCUGUUCGGAACGCGUACUGCUGGAUAAUUUUUUAUCAGGAUGUACACGAACAUGAUGCGAGUUGGCUCGGGCUGAGACAUAGCUAAAUGUUGCAGAUACUCUCAGUGUUAUAUUAUUCUUCAUAUUCAACCCAGUCGGGUCCACUUAGGGUUCAAACCCCUGAAUUGUUGGCAUUGGAUUUUCAAAAAAGACUUUAUCAUUUAGUUCCCCUGAGCUGUUAUGAGAAUAGGUAGCCUGACUUCUCUCGUCAUCAAGGGCUUGUGGUGACCAUACCUGAGGAAGGAGUUCAGUGAGAAGUAAGACUUCCCUUGGGCAGGACAUGGAGAGAGGUAUUCGGCAAAUGUCUCGUGAUGGUAGUCCUCAAGAGCAAGGUGCUGGCACCCAUAAAGUCACAACAGCUCCGGGUUGAUAUGCAAGUCGGAUAAAGUGUGGUGCACAUACCCACAUAUACCCACAUAUACCCACAUAUGUGAUUUAGAAAAAUUUUAACACCCAAAGCCUUUUGUCAUUAUGCCGCACUGCCGACUUACAAAAGCCUUGGGUUUGAAAUAUUCUCUCUGAAUCACCAAAAUAAAACUCUUACAAUUUAUUUUCAAAAGAUAUUUUCACAAAUUGCCAAAAAAAGCUGAUUGAAAAUUUGGUGGUUUAAAAUGACCAGAUUUUUCAGAUUCCUCAUGUGCUGCGUAUAACCCAUUUAUCAGUAAUGAGUUACUUCUCUUUCUUUACAAGUAUUGUUUAAUUUCAUAACUGCCUUGGAGACUUCAAAAUUGAUCAAAAUAACAAUCAUUCGGUGGUGUUUUUGUUCAUCAAUUUGUAAUUAGCCAAAUUCACAGUAGUUUCAGCCUGCACAAACCUAGGAAAAGAAAAAGGCAGCAUUCGUGCAUAAACGGUUUGUCCUGAAAAAAGGUUGUUCAUAUAUUAAGGGACUGUGUAGUGGCCCUAAAGAAGUAUGUGACUCAAUGUACCUCCUAGUGAAUUUGUUUGGCCUUAGGCCAUCAAUAAAUUUAUUUCGAUACAAAGAAACUUCCCAGAGCCUUGAGUGAUAAAGACACAUAUUUUCAGGGCAAACUAUUUGCAAUAGCUUGUGUACAGUGGUAGUAAUACUGGAAGCUUCUCAAACUGACCUGGACUGAUAGAAAAGACAGUGUAGGAAGGCAGUAUGGUAGUUAGGGGGAUAGUUUCGCUUAAAUGUACUUGUGGGAGUAAGUAUUUAUUAUAGGUUUUCAAGUUGAUCAUGAACUUUUAAAAACAGUGUGGCACCUUCAGCAUGGAACUCUGGAUUCUAUUUCUCGAUCUCAGUUAAGCACAACAUUCAUGUUCACGUAUGCAUGGUUAAGUCCUCUGUGUCUGUUUCUCAAAGGCCUAUUGCACGUUAUAUAGGCUUAUUUGUGACAUUACUCCUCAUGCAUGGUGGGUUAAAGAAGAUUCAUGCCCUUACACACAACUGUCGGCAAAUGAUGUGCAAUCCAGAUUGGCCAUUAGGAUUCCAGCAUAAGAUCCUGGAUUUGAAAUAAGAUCUAAUACUGAAACUAUUUUGUCACUCUUUUCACUUUCUAUUCUAGGUGAUUCUUGUUCUCAGUGUAGCUUGUUGUGUUGUACUCUUGAAACUGCUUUUUAACUUCAUUGUGAUAUCUUUGAUAAUUACAAUUAGCGUCUGUAGUUUUUUCAAUGUUUAUAAACAUUUAGGGUUAAAUCAUGAUAAGUUAUGGUAGGAACUUUUUCUUCCCAAAAUCGCCUCUUGAGGUCACCAAGAAAAGCAUUCGUGGUUUUUGUUAACCCGGUACACAGUUCUGUGGGUGUUUUUUAAAGGACUCCCAUUACACAUGUACAUUCUGUUUUGAACUUGUUGCAUUGAUAUUGAUAUGUUGACAAUGUGUAGUGUCCUUGUAUCUAGUAAUGAAAAUCGCGCAAACUCUAAGAUAUUGACUGUCUGUGUCAUAGGAAGUGGGAUGAGACAGGUGUUUGAUUCUGUGAAUGAGCAUUGUACUUGAUAUCAUAUGGUACGUGUAGUGCCAUCUACACAUGAGUCAGUAAACUAGAGUACUCAUGCUGGCUCCAGAGCUGAGCUGUACGUGUAUGUAUGUGCUGGGCUAUAGACCUCACCAGGGUGGAGCUUAUUCCAUCACCGGCCCAUGGGCUGAGCCCGGGUUUACAUAGGAUGCACCAUGUCGUGGUUCACUUGUCAUAGGCCUAUGUCACAUGUCACAACAGGUCUCUUAGUUGUCUUGACUUUGAAUCCUAUGUAGACCUCUAUAUGUAAAUGGCUUGUUUGUUCUCAAAGUGACACAAUGUGAACUCUACUUAAACUCAGUCCUCAGGGUAUACUUCCUGUUUUCUUUCUCACUUUGUGUAACAUCAAUAUGGAACACCUAUGGUGUUCCUUGUUCAACCGCAGUAUGGAAUGCUCCAUGUAUUUAGCCUCAGAUUAAUGUCAUUAUGGUAAGUUUCUUGGGAAUAGAGGAAACUCAUUUAAGUAUACUCGUGUUUUACAUCAGAUUUGUCACUUUCUGUUGACAACAGAGAUGGGCGCUCUAGGAAACUGUCACCAUUUGCCAAUGUCUCAGCCCGAGAUCAGGUGAAUAUGUACUUAUCAAAAUUGAAACAAUGUAACAACCGACACGGUUAGUUUAUUUAUGUAUUUGUAAAAAUGUAUCAUUUUCUGGUUUAUCACGCUGGAAGUAUAACACUUCAUUGGAUAUCUGGUAAAACCUUCUUUAAAUUGACCGAGCAUAGAUAUGGCCAUCCAUCAAGGUUACUUACACUCCAUAUUUGAAUGUCCUUCAAUAUGAGCAGAAACCAUGCUGAGCACUGGAGUCCACGGUGCUUCGGCUCAAGCAUUUCCUCUGAGUUAAGGUAAUGAUAGGUGAACCCAAAUGCAUUGCUAUUACCAUUUGCACAUCCCUCAAUAUACAUGGACUGAUUUUGUGUCCCAGCUUGUGCUAAGUGGGUUGUGGGCUUGAGUGCUAUCAUUGCAGGAUCUAGAAAAUUUAUCCGUGCUACUGUUUGUAAAGCUUGUCAAAAUGCGCCUCAUGUCGAAUUGAUGCAUGCGAUGUGGGUUAAGCUGUUAUGCUUGCAUUCAGUUUCUACGACUGCCCAGUGCUUAGGUGCUUAGCUGACCAUUUUGAAGUGUGGCGGCCAUCUUAGAUUUGAAACAGGAAAUAUGGUGGCACCGAGUGAAUUUGAAGGAAUAACGUUGCACGAUGUCACUACUGUUUACAAAAAAGCAAUCUUUCCUAGGCUUAGGAAAUAAGAUCAUCUGACUCCUAAUUAUUCCGAGGUGCGUAAGAUUGUGCGUAAAAUUGAGCACGUAAAUCAAGAAGGUUUUACUCCUUGUAUCCCGGGCCAGUCAUCUUCACAACAUACUGGACUUAUGCAAUUUUCAAUUGUAAAGUAUAUAUAUAUAUAUUAUAUAUAUAUAUAGUGCAUUUAAAACUUUUGAGAUUCCAUGUGAAUGUUUUGAGAUGAGUUGAAUAUUGCUGUAGUCUAGAAAUUGAUCUGUUCAGAGAACUAGUAUCGGUGAAUUGUAGAGUGGGCAGUUGUCAAUGGCUUCAGUAUGACUUCUAUGAGUGCUGUAUCUUACAUGAAUGAGGUUCCCCUUGAAUAAUCUGCCGAGAUUAUCUCCUUUUCAACUCUCAAUUCACUGAUACUAUUCCAAGUCUGUUUCUGAUUCUCUUGAUGUUAGAUGUUAAACAUUUUCAAAUGAUUACACACUCGGCCAUCAUUAUGUAAUACAAUGAUUGUAUAUAUUGAAAUUGGACGUUGGAAUAUAUUCGAUCCCGUCGCAUAUAACCCGCCACUUUACUGUCAAAGUCGCAGAUGUAGCUUUAAUUUGGUGUCUCUUUGAAAAUCUUAAAUCACUGACAAAUUCCAAGUGGACACAUGGCCUUAAAUGAAUUAAAAGAUAGAUGUAUAAAGAUGGGCGGGCACCUAGAAUCCCAACCCAUCGUGGCUGUCGACCAUAUAAUCAAUCAUGUUUUCUUUCAGAACUUCUUUGUUUGGUGUCAAGUUUUUGUGAUGCACAAGUUUUCAAUUUUCAUAAUUUCAUUAUAGUGUCUGGCUCUCGAAGUUUACUGGUUGUUACACAUUGUGUCAACCUUCUAUUUUGAUUUGAAAUGAUCAGGACUGACUUACAAGAGAUAAAAUGUCUGUAACUUGUUACUUUCAGGUACAUACUGUAGUCUACAAUUUUUGCUCGCCAUGCUUUAUUUGAGCAAUUUUCAUGAUCUGAUAUGAAUUUGUUGACCUGUACUCACUGUGAGUCCAUUUCUAGCUAUGGUCAGCAUAUAUUUUCUUCACCCUGGGACUUGCAAAUAAAUCAACGAUGUUCUGUAAAUUAUUAAGAAAUAUUUCCUUUUUUUGCAUUUUGCGAAAUUUCCCCACAAUUUUUAAAAAUGUCACAAUUUUAAUUUUUGCAAAACUGGGCUAUUUGCGAAAUCUGUGAAAAUAAAACGGCCUUAAAAAAUUAGCUGUUAAUAGAUUCGGGAACCUACCGUAUUUGAGGCAUCAAGAAAUCCAACCAGAGUCUGUAAUUAUAACCACUUGAAAUCCUCCAUUGAUGUAUUCGGGAAGAGCAUUUUGACGUUGCUGGUAGUAUUGUCAACAGUUUGUGUUGCUGAUUCCCCCACUCGUUCAACUACAUGUGCGUGUGUAAUAAUAUUACGGACCUAAAACCGUCGAUAAGCCAGAAAACAUAAAUGUGACUAACUGACUGUAUUAUAAAGUUGAUAUUUCCACAGCAAAGUGUGCUCAUUUUAUUUUAAUUCAUCAUACCAGUGUCGAGGGUUAGUAGAUAUACCCAGUUAUUACCAGUGGUCCAUCUCAGUUAUCUACUGUGACCUGGAAAAUACGAGAAUUACGCUUAAAGGUGUGCUACUGAGGGCUACAGUACAUGUAUAAUAGAGAGAAACAAUUACUCUGAAAAUACUAUGCUCCAGCGAUUUUGCUUAUCUAGCUAAUAUGCUUCAAAAGUGUACAAUCUCUGGUCACACAGUUUGUGGCAAAAUUGAUCAGUAUCGAAAUUUUUUGACCUUACUUCUUCAUUUUUCUCUUGUAAUGUUUCUGAGAAUUAUGGUUGUAGAUAUUUGAAUAAUUCUCAUCUUGUAAACUAAGUGGUGUGGAUAUUUUUUUGAAAAUAUGGUCUUGGCUUUGGUUAAGUUCUUUUUUAAAGAAUAUGUUUGUAUUUCAUCUCAACUAAAUUUCAAAUGUAAAAGCCCAAUCUAAUCGCCACAAAGUUCAGGGCCCUCAACUCCCUGAAGGUUUGGUUUUCUCAGUGACUAGCUGCUACGACCAAAACUUCAGGAUCCCAAUCUGAUCACACAGUAUAUAAGUGGGACCUUGCAUAAAGUAUUCCAGGCAGAUAUUGGAUUCUUUGCCUCAACAACACUUUCCCUGUAAGAAAUGUGCCCAAUGGCUUACUUAUAGUACAAAUGUAUCUUGAAAUUGUUGAAAUUCGAGCAUUAUUCCAAGAGGAACCUUAUCUGAGCCGAGACCAUCAUGGCACUUGAGUGUAAUUCACAUUCUUUAUUGAUUAUUCACUGUCCAUUCAAGAAAGGAAAUAAAUGGUUGACUUUAAUCAAA
Messenger RNA from Lineus longissimus, 6795 nucleotides. RefSeq names its product neurocalcin homolog. NCBI's taxonomy places the organism in Eukaryota, Metazoa, Nemertea, Pilidiophora, Heteronemertea, Lineidae. Bases 310 to 885 code for a protein of 191 amino acids. The transcript is spliced from 3 exons. Gene Ontology annotation, molecular function: calcium ion binding. The record is from RefSeq and is a predicted model, not a curated record.